ACGGUGGCGCCACAGGAAAUACGUUUUUUCUUCUCCCAAAACUUAACUAUUAAAGGCGAGAUACAUUUCAACCUACCUGUUUUUGUUACGAUGUUGUUUUAAUAAGAGUACUUAACAAUUAAGGCGUGGACUUUCAUGUUAUUUCCGCUCUAGUAAAAACUCAAAUUCCAUUCGAGCGCGUAUUUUUCCUUCUCGCUCCGUGGAAACUCGUGAGCGAGCCAGACGGUGAGCGAGCUUACUUUUAGUACGCAGCUAUGUCGUGAUUUGUAAAAAUAACGACAUGGUAUUAAUUAUUUGAAUUUUCCUCAUUCUUGAAUAACACCGCUUUUGAAUUAUUUGCGCUAUUGUUUAUCGUGAAUCAUCUUGUUGCUGUUGUUUUUAUGAGCGUUUUGUGUUUCAUGUCAAACUGCAAUGAAAGUGUUUAGCUUUUUACUCAAGUGGACAUUGUUUGUGCUACUGAGUAUCUCCUUAUGUCUUGGUGAAGAAAGCCCAACAUCAUCAAACAUUGUGAAUCCUUGUUGCUUUUACCCUUGUCAAAACCGGGGGGUGUGUGUUCGAUAUGGCCUGGACAGAUAUGAAUGUGACUGCACCAGAACCGGAUACUAUGGAGAAAAUUGUACUAUACCUGAGUUCUGGACAAGAGUCUAUCGGCUUUUGAAACCCAGUCCUAAUACUGUCCACUACAUCCUCACCCACUUUCAAUGGAUAUGGGACAUCAUCAACAAGACGGCUCUCAGGGAUUGGCUGAUGCAUAAAGUACUAACAGUAAGAUCCAACUUAAUCCCAAGUCCCCCAACAUACAAUUCUAGGUAUGACUACUUGAACUGGGAGGCAUAUUCCAACAUUACUUACUACACAAGAAUCCUGCCACCAGUUCCACAAGACUGCCCCACACCUAUGGGAACCAAAGGAAAAAUGAAGCUUCCAGACCCCAAACUUCUGGUAGAAAAGUUCAUGUUGAGACAGAAUUUCAGGCCAGACCCUCAGGGAACAAAUUUAAUGUUUGCCUUCUUCGCUCAGCACUUCACUCACCAGUUCUUCAAGACUCACAACCGUGUGGGGCUAGGGUUCACUAAAGGUCUGGGUCACGGGGUGGAUGCUGGACACAUUUAUGGAGAUACUCUUGAUCGCCAGCUAGAUCUCAGACUUCACAAAGAUGGGAAACUGAAGUACCAGGUGAUAAAUGGUGAGAUAUACCCCCCCACAGUGUUAGACGCGCAGGUGAAAAUGAGUUACCCGCCCUCUGUCCCUCCGGAGCAGCAGUUGGCCAUCGGGCAAGAAGUGUUUGGACUGCUGCCUGGUCUCAGUAUGUUUGCCAACUUGUGGCUGCGUGAGCACAACCGUGUAUGUGACAUAUUAAAAAAAGAACAUCCAACCUGGGGAGAUGAGCAGCUGUUUCAGACAGCCAGACUCAUUAUUAUAGGUGAGACCAUUCGAAUUGUGAUCGAGGAAUAUGUCCAACAUCUGAGCAGUUACCUACUGAAGCUCAAGUUUGAUCCCACGCUGCUGUUCACCUCACAGUUCCAGUACCAGAACCGCAUCGCUGUGGAGUUCAAUCAACUUUACCAUUGGCACCCACUCAUGCCUGACAGCUUCCACAUUGAUGGAGAUGAGAUUCAGUACCAUCAUUUCCUAUUCAACACCUCUAUUCUCACUCACUAUGGGGUGGAGAAAUUGGUUGAGGCAUUCUCCACCCAACCUGCAGGACAGAUCGGAGGUGGUCAUAAUAUUAAUGCAGUGGUGACCAGAGUAGCUGAGGGAGUUAUUAUAGAAUCAAGAGAGCUUCGUCUUCAGCCCUUCAAUGAGUACCGCAAGAGAUUCAAUCUGAAACCCUACACAUCAUUUUCAGAAUUUGCAGGAGAGGAGAUGGCAAAAGAACUGGAAGAACUCUAUGGUGACAUUGAUGCCAUGGAGUUCUACCCAGCUCUGAUGCUGGAGAAGACACGACCUGGUGCGAUAUUUGGUGAAAGCAUGGUGGAAAUGGGAGCCCCAUUUUCCCUAAAAGGCCUGAUGGGAAAUCCCAUUUGCUCCCCUGACUACUGGAAACCCAGUACAUUUGGGGGUCAGACAGGUUUUGAUAUAGUUAACUCUGCCACUUUAAAGAGACUGGUUUGCUUAAAUACAAAGUGGUGUCCGUAUGUAUCUUUCCAUGUUCCUCCAUCAAAUUACAAACCACAGAGAAAAUCUCAUGGUGAACUCUAGCAGAAGCUUUUAGCAAAACACAUUAUAGCGAUCACGAGGAGUUCACCCCAUGUGACUCUACCCUCCCUAGCAACCGGGCCAAUUUGGUUGCUUAGGAGACCUGGUUGGAUUCACUCAGCACGCCCUGGGAUUCGAACUAGUGAACUCCAGGGGUGGUAGCCAGCAUCUUUACCACUGAGCUACCCAGGCCCCCUAGAAUCUAUUGUUUUAAUCCAUCCAUCCAUCCAUCUUCUAUGGCCGCUUGUACAAUGACUUCAAAUUUCAUUUACAGAUACUUAAAGGGAUAGUUAAUUUAAAACAAAAAACAAUAUAUCUGUCAUCUUUUACCUACCCUCAAGUAGUUUCAAACUCAUAUGACUUUCUUUUUUUCCACCGUAAAACACAAAAGGAGAUAUUUUGAAGAAUGUUGCAAUCCCCGAUUUCUGUACAAUGGCAGUUAAUAGUGACUCACUUUAAAGCUUAAGAAAGGACCCAAAAGUGCCACAGAAGUAGUAUGUGCAUCUUCUGAAGGUAGAUGAUAGGUUUUGAUGAGAAACGAACCGAAAUAAGUUAUUUUACAAAGAAAAUCUUGAAUUCACCCAUAGCUCUCCUUUAAAAAAAGAAAGUCAUAGGGGUUUGGAAUGACAUAAGGGUGAUUAAAUGACAGCUAAAUUAGAAUUUUUGGAUUAACUAUCCCUUUAAUUUUAUUCCAAUAAAUGGGUAGAACGAAUUCUUUUAAAUCAGAAAUGAAUAUGCAGUAAGAUUAGUUAUUUGAAACAAGGUGAUUAAAGAAAAUAGUAAUAAUAUUAGAAUAUUAUGAAUAGUAAUAACAACAAUGAUGCCUUGUGAAUGAAUGUCAUGUCAUGUUUUUCACUCAUUUUAUGUAGUUUUGUCUAUUUAGAGAUCAACACAGAACAUAUUUUAAUAUAAUCAGAUCUUUCUAAUUGGACUUGUUAAAAGAUGAAUUGGCUCGCAGGUUGUUGAUUUGGCUCUCUAUAUUGAUUUUGGUAAUUAGUAUUCCUUUCAACCUUGGGCUUUGUUUAAAUACUUUGUUUACACUAAACCAUGUUGCCAAAUAAACAUGUUUACCUUUAACUCCCCCAAAAAAUAUUCUGUCCAUUUCUUGAUGGUGAAAAUAUUAAAUCAUAGGUUACGGUUUAGUAUUUGCUGCCUCAGCGCUUACUGUCUUAUUGCCUUUGACUCAGUAAAUCAACUAUUAAAUGCACUGUUCAACUUGAAAUCAAUCACUGCAGUCAUUGUGUUGGAGCAUCUGAUAUGGAUACACUAUAUGGCCAAAAGUUUGUGGACACCCCUUCUAAUUAACGAAUUUGGUUACUCCAUUAAAUCCAGUAAAGAAAAAUCUUAAUGUUUCUUUAUGUAACGGCUUGGGCUUUGUGUGCUUCCAUAUUUGUGACAUCUGUUUGGGGAUAGCCCUUUUCUGUUCCAGCAUGACAAUGUCCCAGUGAACAAAGUGAGGUCCAUAAAGAAAUGGUUUACUGUGUCUGUGUACUGUGACCAACAUCAAUUCCUGUGUCUGAAUGAGAGCAAAUCCCUGCAGCCAUGUUACUACAUACAGUAUAGUGGAAAGCCUUCCCAAAAGAGUGGAAGCUGUUAUUACAGCAAAGGGGGAAAUUGAUGCCUAAGGUUUUUAAAUCAAAUGUUCUUCAAGCACAUAUUGUGUCCACAAACUUUUGGCCAUCUAGUGUAUGUAACAGGACUGGUCAGUAUGGGGAUUGAGGAAGCGUGGUUCAGGUACCUUUAAACUCUUUAUUCACACAAUAACACUCAAAGUCAGGGUCAAUACUCUAAUGUAUCGCACUCCUGUGCAUCUCUCUCUCUCUCCCUGGGCUCUGGCGUGGGCUCCUCUUAUAUCUCUUCCAGGAUUACUGCAACAAGAAUCAGCUGUUAGACCUAAUUGUCACCCAGGGAUGAAUACUUGCCGCUUCCCCUCUUCCUGGACGGACACUCAACCACACACUCGCCACAAUAUAUUAUUGGCCAGUUUGUCUUUGGGUUUUUUGUUGUUGCAGACACUGUUGUAAACAUUUGUGUUCCUUAAAUGAAUUAAUGUAGCCUGUAUUAUGUCUUUCCAAAUGAAAGAUGAUGAUAUUAGCACUAUUUGUGGCACCAUUUCUACCAGAUUUUCAUGCAUUUUGAACAAGUUUGUUAAAGGCAUAUAUUUAAGUGGUUUACAGAAUGAAAAAUCAAAAAAUGUAUGGAAAAGAAAUGUUUUAUAAUGGAUAUGGAAUAUAAUGGAAAUUAAACAGUCAUUAUCAACCUUUAAACCAUAAAAUGUAAAUUCAAACACAUAUAAGGUUCUCUUUGAUCAAGUGUCAAUGCAUUAUCUCUUCAUAUAAAAUUGUUUGGGUUUUAAAAGGAUAUAAAUGGUUUGAAUGACACCUGUCUUAUAUAUAAUAUGUCCUUGGAUUCCAGUCAUAUGAACUGU
Myxocyprinus asiaticus (Chinese sucker) is the source of this 4627-nucleotide messenger RNA. RefSeq names its product prostaglandin-endoperoxide synthase 1 (gene ptgs1). Gene Ontology annotation, molecular function: oxidoreductase activity, acting on single donors with incorporation of molecular oxygen, incorporation of two atoms of oxygen; prostaglandin-endoperoxide synthase activity; heme binding. Gene Ontology annotation, biological process: response to oxidative stress; cyclooxygenase pathway. Bases 412 to 2202 code for a protein of 596 amino acids. The record is from RefSeq and is a predicted model, not a curated record. The transcript is spliced from 11 exons. Gene Ontology annotation, cellular component: neuron projection; cytoplasm. NCBI's taxonomy places the organism in Eukaryota, Metazoa, Chordata, Actinopteri, Cypriniformes, Catostomidae.